AUGUCGAAACAAUACUUGACCACGCAUACCGUGGAUAAUGCCCACAUCACCGACAUCUUCUCUAUUGCAACCACACCCAAAGCUGUGAUAUCAGGCAGUGGCUCUUCCACACUGCACAUUCACGACACCACUGAUCCUUCAUUCCCGCUCAAGCAGUCCAUUUCAGAUGCUCACAAGCUCGGAUGCCACCAUGUGUGCGCUUCACGGAACGGCAAUAUUGCCGCAAGUGCCGGUUUUGGAGGUGAAGUGAAGACUUGGAAGGUCAACAAUGACACUGGUGAAUGGAGUCUUAGUGGUGAGAUCGUAGGGGCUUCAUCGAAGCCUGGCGAGGCUUGGGCGUUGGCACUGAGUGAAGACGGUUCCUACCUUGCUACCACAACCAAUGACGGACGAAUCAACGUGUGGGAUAUUGUUGAUGAAAAGAAGCCCAAGAUUCGAGAGUACGAGACCGGAAGCGCUGGGUCAGGCAGCUUUGGCAUGUCUGUGGACUUGAGCCGGGAUGGCAAAUUUACUGCCAGCGGGCAUCAGAACGGAUCUGUCUACAUCUUCAACAACGACACAGGGCGAGUCUUGUAUUCGCUCUCUGGUCUUGCGAAGCCUGUGCGAUCAGUUGCCUUUUCUCCGGGCAACACGCGACUUGCUGCAGCAGGAGAUGCUGGCAUCAUCGCAAUUUACGACAUGAAGCACGGAGAGCAUAUCGGGAAUCUGACUGGCCACUCUUCAUGGAUUACGUCUCUCGACUGGAGCGACACUGGAGAAUACCUUUUGAGUGGAUCCAUGGAUGGAAAGGUCAAGGUCUGGUCGAUUGAACGCACUACCUGCGUCGCGACACACAGCGAGACGGACAAAGCCCUCUGGUCUGUGAAAUGGCUGCCAAAGACUGUCAGAAGUGAAAUGUUUUGCACGGCCGGUGCAAACAGAAGCCUCUCCUUCUACCGGGAGGCCACUGGCGGUUGA
This is a messenger RNA of Fusarium poae, 957 nucleotides long. RefSeq lists its product as uncharacterized. The record is from RefSeq and is a predicted model, not a curated record. Gene Ontology annotation, molecular function: protein binding. Lineage: Eukaryota; Fungi; Ascomycota; Sordariomycetes; Hypocreales; Nectriaceae. Bases 1 to 957 code for a protein of 318 amino acids. The transcript has 4 exons. Gene Ontology annotation, cellular component: Cdc73/Paf1 complex.